Acinonyx jubatus (cheetah) is the source of this 1351-nucleotide messenger RNA. It is a transcript of the gene ZMYND19, whose product is annotated as zinc finger MYND-type containing 19. The record is from RefSeq and is a predicted model, not a curated record. Bases 213 to 896 code for a protein of 227 amino acids. NCBI's taxonomy places the organism in Eukaryota, Metazoa, Chordata, Mammalia, Carnivora, Felidae. The transcript has 6 exons.
UGGCGGCAGCGGCGGCGGCGGCGGCGCGUGGCAGGUCCGGCGGGCGCCAGGCGGAGGCGGCCCGAGUCCGGCCCAGCCUCGUCCCGCCUGGCCCGACCCCGGCCCGCCGACCCGGCCCACCCGGCGCGCCGCGGCGCCGCCCCGGCCCGGCCCCGGUCCCGGCCCGGCGUCUCCUGAGGGAGCGGCGCCGCCGGCCGAGCGCAGGCCCGGCCAUGACCGACUUCAAAUUGGGCAUCGUGCGGCUCGGCCGGGUGGCCGGGAAGACCAAGUACACACUGAUAGAUGAGCAAGAUAUCCCACUGGUGGAGGGCUACUCCUUUGAGGCCCGGAUGGAAGUAGAUGCAGAUGGAAAUGGUGCUAAGAUAUUUGCAUAUGCCUUUGACAAAAACCGGGGAAGAGGGUCAGGAAGGCUCCUUCACGAGCUGCUGUGGGAGCGGCACAGGGGAGGCAUUGCUCCUGGGUUUCAGGUGGUACACCUCAAUGCUGUGACUGUAGACAAUCGCCUGGACAACCUGCAGCUGGUGCCGUGGGGCUGGCGGCCCAAAGCCGAAGAGACAUCCAGCAAACAAAGGGAGCAAAGCUUAUACUGGCUGGCGAUUCAGCAGCUUCCCACAGACCCCAUAGAAGAGCAGUUUCCUGUCCUGAACGUGACCCGGUACUAUAACGCCAACGGGGACGUGGUGGAAGAGGAGGAGAAUUCCUGCACCUACUACGAGUGCCAUUACCCUCCCUGCACGAUGAUUGAGAAGCAGCUCCGGGAGUUCAACAUUUGCGGGCGUUGCCAGGUGGCCCGGUACUGCGGCUCCCAGUGCCAGCAGAAGGACUGGCCCGCCCACAAGAAGCACUGUCGAGAGAAGAAGCGCCCCUUCCAGCACGAGCUGGAGCCAGAGCGAUGACCGGGCUUCCGGACCCACCUUGGGCGUAGCAGACACAGACUGGUGGUUGACCCAGAGGUGCUGAAGAAGCCAGCGAAGUGCACCCACGGCAACUGCCACAGAGGCCCCCUCGCCACGGGCACCUCGUGUGGGCACGGCGUUCCCCUCAGUGUUCGUCUCCAAGCAGAGACAGCUGGGGAGGCUCCCACCAGGACGCUUCUCAUUAUUUAUAUGUUAAUAUGUUUGUAAACUCAUGUACAGUUUUUUUGGGGGGAGGCAGUGGGAAGGUUAGAUAUUACAAAUAGAAUCAUUUGCUGUAAUUCUUAACUGGCAAGCGGUUGGGCCACACAUUUAAAAAGUCUAAACAGUGUCACCUAGUGGAAGCUCUUUCUGGGCAGCUGCCGUCCCGAGGAGCGCGGCCUGCAUGGAGUCACAUCCACAAGGCACAGUAAAGGGGUGGAAUCAUCGAGUGCCUC